AUGUCGCGCGAGCUGCUGCGACACGAGGGCCGCGGAGAUUAUAUUCAUGACACCAUCUGCAGGAGCUGUUACUCUGGCACACCACAUUUUCGUUGUAAGGAUUGCUUUGGCACCGAGUUGUACUGCCACACCUGCGUUGUUACAAUGCAUGCUAAAACUCCAGUGCAUCGAAUUCAGGAGUGGACGGGUUUGUACUUCGUGCCUGUGUCACUGAAGAAACUAGGGCUGCGCGUGCAGCUCGGUCACCCAGCAGGCGAAUACUGCUUGCUGCCUCAGAAGGCGGUCAAUGACGAUUUUACUCUCAUCGACUCCAAUGGAAUACACGAGAUCGGCCUUGACUUUUGUGGCUGCGAAACUGCUGAGAGACACACUAAGCAGUUGCUUCGCGCAACCUGGUUUCCAGCAACGUCCACCAACCCACGCACCGCAGCUACCUUUCGAAUCCUUGAGCAAUAUCAUCUACUAUCAUUUGAAUCCAAAGUUUCAGGGUAUGAGUUUUACCACUCCCUUGUUCGUAUGACCGAUAACACAGGACUUCGACUUCGAAAGGAUCGCUACGAGGCAUUUAUGCGGAUUGUCCGUGAAUGGCGACACUUGAAAAUGCUCAAGCGAGCAGGCCGAGGUCAUGACCCUGCUGGUGUGGAGAACACAGGGAAUGGUGAAUGCGCUGUGUUAUGCCCGGCCUGUCCGCAGCCUGGCAGAAACCUCCCUGACAAUUGGGAAGAUGCACCAAAAGAAACACGCUGGCUAUAUGGUCUUUUUCUAGCUAUCGAUGCUAAUUUCCGACUCAAACGACGUAUGGUGUCGAAAGACAGUGCUGACCCUGGCCUUAGUAACGGAUGGGCAUAUUUCGUGGAGGAGACUGCAUACAAGCGGUACUUAGAAUCUCAUGACGGCACGCUACAACAGAAAAGCACAUGCUCGUCGCAUAACGCAGUAAACAUGGCAGAUACAAAGGUGUCUCAAGGUCUAGCUGCAACGGGAGUCGGUACUAUUGAUUGUGCGCGACAUAAUAUGAAACUGCCAAACGGUGUUGGUGACUUGCAAAAAGGUGAAAGAUACACCAAUAUGGACUAUCUCUUCUUUUCAGCUCUCCGUGGACACGCCAUCAGCACACUCAAUAUCUCAUACGAUAUUGCCUGCCAGUGGCACAAGCAUCUCUGGGAGAGGAUGUUGGUUAUGUCCCCCGAACUACAUCUCAACCAUGCGGCCAAGUUCGUAAGGUUUUUUGUGCCGAAAUUCCAUCUACCGGCGCAUGUUUUCAAGUGUCAGACUACAUUCUCUUUCAACUUCUCUAAGAACGUUGGACGUACAGACGGCGAAGCUCCUGAACGAGGUUGGUCAAACAUCAACCCAGUUGCCUCUAGCACGAAGGCAAUGGGUCCAGGUUCCCGGAGAGAUACGCUCGAUGAUCAUUUUGGCGAUUGGAAUUGGAAAAAGUCUCAUAUCUCACCUAUGACAGGUGUAACACUACUUCGCAAGAUGGAUGAGGCCAAUAAGGAAAGCGAGGCACAUCAGAUGGUGUUUGAAGAACUUCACGGAGUUUUGAAGCCGGAGACAACGGAAACAUGGAAGAUCGAAAUUGAAGACUGGGAAGACAAUCCGAAUGACUCGUCAGUCACCAAUCCCUUUGAAGCAAAGGUCAUUCCCAUCACGCAAGCUGCAGUUCGUCUCAGACUCGCCCAGCUGGAAGCAGCUGAACUACAGCAAGGGACCGACAUUUCCAUGCACGCUGACGUGUCACCAAGUAUAUUCAUCACGUCUGGAAUUGAUCUGGAGAGUGAACAGCGUCGUUUAAAAGUGUAUCGCGAGAAGCAGGGUCGCCAUCCUACAGAUACACAAUUAGGUACAAUUCAACGACUGCAGAAUGCAUUACAACGCAAGAUCGAUACUUGGAGACAUCUCCAAAUGCUCUACACACCUGCAGCACAGCUUAUGGAAUCUGGGGCCGAGUUGCCUACCUCAGACGUGAUCGAAUCCGAAAACUGCCAACUCUGGCUCCCGUCUGCUCUGUGCAGCAAGCACAAGCAUUGCAAUGAACGACUCCUCGCGACUGAGUGGGACUUGCAACAUGCUCAGGCUGGAGACGCCCUCGAAGAAAUAAGGCAGAGCCUUCGCCUGCGGGACUACAUGUACACUUUCAAAAGGGACUGGAUCCGUGGUCAAAUUGCAAAUACUCGUGCGCAGAACGCCCUUAGUCGUGUUGAGUCCAGGGCAAUGGCUGCUGCAGACAAGUAUCGUGCAGCUCGUGCAGCUCUCUCAGAUCUUGCGUGUGUCCUCCAAAAGGUUGGCUGGGAGCACAGAUACAAGGUACUUGACAAGAAGACUGACGUACGCGGGAUGUCAGUUCCAAAGCGAGGCGAAAGCGAAGGUCGAAGACAAUUAUCAUGGAUCUGGUUGGUUGAAGGCAUUGGGGAUGACGAAGAUGAGACAGUACAAGAUAGUCUCAGGAUUGAAUGGUGCAAAGCUCGUGCGAGGUCCAUGCGAUGGGCAGAAGAAGUCGAGUUGCUCCAGGAGGAGAUGCGCCGGGUGUCCUGCUUUCUUAAGUGGCAUGCAACCUGGUGGCAAAAGAAGAUUGCGGCACACGCGCUUGCCACUGCAGCUGAUAAUGAGGGUCUGAGCGCCUACGCCUGUCGUCAAGCUCAGCUUAGAGAGGAUCUCGCUGACUGUUUCAGGAAAAAGUGGGCAGGGUGUAAUGCGGUGCAUUCAGUAGGUAGUGCAUCGGAGACUACGACGGCUUGUGAAGCCGACUUGGACCUGUACCUUCCGGAAAUACUGGUCCCUUAA
This is a messenger RNA of Suillus plorans, 2787 nucleotides long. RefSeq lists its product as uncharacterized. The record is from RefSeq and is a predicted model, not a curated record. NCBI's taxonomy places the organism in Eukaryota, Fungi, Basidiomycota, Agaricomycetes, Boletales, Suillaceae. The transcript is spliced from 11 exons. The coding region runs from base 1 to 2787 and encodes 928 amino acids.